Molecule: messenger RNA, 1203 nt
Organism: Emiliania huxleyi CCMP1516
Lineage: Eukaryota; Haptophyta; Isochrysidales; Noelaerhabdaceae
Exons: 7
Coding region: 1-1203 (400 amino acids)
Source: RefSeq, a predicted model, not a curated record
AUGGCCGCCGCCGCCGCCUUUGCAGCGCCCCCGUGGCCUCCUCCCGGCUCCACUCGUGGCCGGCGGGUGCCACAGGGUCCGCAGCAGGCUGCCAGCAGGCCCGAGCGGUGGCUCGCGACGCGACUCGGCUGCGCCGCCUCCUCGCCGCCGAGUGCUGCGAGCGUCGAGCGAGUCGCCGGCGAGCCAUCCGCCACAGCCUUAGCUGCCGGCUGUGACUUCACCCGGCAGAGCCUCGACGACUUCUCGGCGCUCGUCAUCGCGCGCAUGGCCGUGGCGCCGCGUCCAGGCGGCAAGCGCACCGCGCUCGUCAUCGCGCGCACGGCUGUGGCGCCGCGUCCAGGCGGCAAGCGCACCGUGCCAUGCCUGCGGCGGCAAGCGCACCGUGCCAUGCCUGCGGUGGCGCUGCCACCGACAGCGCCACCAACACUCACGUACCGUGAGGAAACGCCGCCGCGUCGCGUGCGUGGCGCGGCUAUCACUAGCGGCCGGCGCUCGUCGGGUGAUGACUGCCCACACUUCCCGAAGCCUCGCGGGAAGCAUCCGGACGCGCAGUUGCAAGGCCCAAGGCGCAACCUCUCCCCAGACGUGGAGGCUGUCGUUCGGCGCGGUACUCUCGUGGCCCAGACCCCAGACGGUUCGUGCCUCUUCAAUUCCUUCGCGUACUGCGAGCAGCAAGACGCUGGGUGGCUCUUUGGAGCGGCGACGCCCGCCAGCAUUCGGCGUCAAUGUGCCGAGUGGCUGCAGGAGCACGGCAACUAUGUGCACAACGGGCUGCGCAUCGCCAAGUGGAUCGAGCAUGAAUGUGGCCAGCAACUGUCGGUCAAGGACUACGCGUUGCAAAUGCAGCGGUGCCGAGGCCGUGUUUGCUGGGGCGGCGCGCUCGAGAUCCUCGCCUACUCGCGGUUGCGCUCCGUGAACGUUGCGGUGUGGAUACCGACCGAUGGCAGGCCCAAGCACUUCACGCUCACCUCGCGCUUCGAGGUGACCGGUGCAUUGACUACGGUCAACUUGUGCCGGUCACAGCGCAUGCAUUACGAUGUGGUCGAGCUGGUCGGCGAGCCGGUCACGGGCGGGCAAGAGCGAGAGCGGCGGUCGGCGGCGGCCGCCAGGAAGAAGGAGGAGGAGGCGCAGAGCCAGAGGCUGCAGGCGAAGGGCACGCGCACGCGUGCCAGCACUGCGGCGUGGCGCUCCACUCACACGUGA